Messenger RNA from Sordaria macrospora k-hell, 1305 nucleotides. RefSeq lists its product as uncharacterized. Lineage: Eukaryota; Fungi; Ascomycota; Sordariomycetes; Sordariales; Sordariaceae. The record is from RefSeq and is a predicted model, not a curated record. Gene Ontology annotation, biological process: cytoplasmic translational initiation. Gene Ontology annotation, molecular function: translation initiation factor activity. Gene Ontology annotation, cellular component: eukaryotic translation initiation factor 3 complex; cytoplasm.
AUGGCUACCCCCCAGUUGAUCUUCGUCGACGGCACCUUCGCCGAGUUGGCGCAGGAGAUGGCCGACUUCAUCCAGGUCGGCGAGCAGGUCCAGCCUCUCCUCGAGCAGGACAAGCGCGAGGAUGCCCUGGACGUUAUCGUCAAGGCCUCCCACAUCCUCAACGGCGCCCCCGAGAAGGACUUCACCCCCGCCUACAACCUCCUCAUCCACCUCGUCCUCCAGUCCGAGGAGCCCAAGAAGUACCUGCCCACCCUCUGCGGCAACCUCCUCAAGCCCAUCACCGGCUCGCCCACCCACGGCUUCACCCUCGCCUCCAAUGCGCUCACCACCAUCUUCAACCUCCUCGACAAGUCCAACCCCCUGCGCUUCAACGUCUUUAUGCAGAUCGUCCGCUUCAUCAGGCAAAACAGCCAGUUCGACCUCCUCAAGCCCAGGUUAAAGAACGUCGAGGGCUGGCUCCAGGAGUGGAAGUCCGACUCGGACAGCCAGCGCAAGCUCUACGUCGAGGUUUCCGAUGCCGCCAACGACGGUGGUGAUCAGGAGGAGUCCUACUUCUACCUCCUCAAGGCUCUUGCCACCUUCGACCGCGACAACCAGGAAGAGGUCACCUCCGAUGAGGCCCAGAAGCUCUCCCUCCGCGCCCUCCGCAUGGCCAUCUCGUCGCCUACCCGCUUCGACUUCAACGACCUGCGCUCGCUCCCCUCGGUCCAGGCCCUGAACGACUCGCACCCCGUCUACUCGCAGCUGCUCGACAUCUUCACCGAGCAGGACCUCGAGGACUACAACGACUUCAGGGACGAGCACCAGGGCUGGAUCGAGAACGAGAAGCUUGACCACGACAAGCUGCAGCGCAAGAUGCGCCUGCUGACCUUUGCGUCGCUCGCCGCCAGCACCCCGAACCGCGAGAUCCCCUAUGCCAGCAUCGCCAAGGCCCUGCAGAUCCCCGACGCGGACGUCGAGAUGUGGACCAUUGACGUGAUCCGCUCCAAGCUGGUCGAGGGCCGCCUGUCACAGAAGCAGAAGGUGUUCCUGGUUCACCGCACCACCUACCGCGUCUUCGGCGAGAAGCAGUGGCGCGAGCUCGGCACCCGCGUCGACCAGUUCAAGACCGUCGUCGACAGGCUCGUCGGCGUCGUGCGCAAGGCCCAGUCCGAUGUUGAGGCCCAGCGCGAGCGCGAGCAGCAGGAGCUCGAGCGCAAGCUGGCCAACGCCGGCCUGGACGAGCCCCAGCAGCGCGGCGGUAACCGGGGAGGACGUACUGGCGGUCAAAGGCAGACCAGGCCCCGUACUGAUGAUGAUGACUAA